Molecule: messenger RNA, 11695 nt
Organism: Molossus molossus (Pallas's mastiff bat)
Lineage: Eukaryota; Metazoa; Chordata; Mammalia; Chiroptera; Molossidae
Gene: ASXL3
Product: ASXL transcriptional regulator 3
Exons: 12
Coding region: 385-7137 (2250 amino acids)
Biological process (GO): animal organ morphogenesis; positive regulation of transcription by RNA polymerase II
Cellular component (GO): PR-DUB complex
Molecular function (GO): DNA binding; peroxisome proliferator activated receptor binding; chromatin binding
Source: RefSeq, a predicted model, not a curated record
AGAGUGUAUUGUUGUGAGCCGAGCCGUGCGGAGCAUCCCCGGAGCUGUCACCGCGGCGGCCGCGGCGGCGGCGCAGCGCGAGCCCCGCACGAGCGAGCCCGGCCGGCGUCGCCCCCGCCCCUGUCCACGGCCCCGCCGCCGCCGCUCCCGCCCCCGGCCCGCCCGCCGCGCGCCGCCGCCGCCGCCCGCGCGCCCCCACCCACCCCACCCCACCCCCUCACUCCAUCCCUCCCACCCGCCGCCGCCGCCGCCGCCGCCCGCGCGCCUCCCCCCGCGGAGCGAGUGCGGGUCACCGGGUCACUGGGUCAUUGUCUCCGCGCCCGAACCCUGAGCACCCCGUGGAAUCCCCCACGUCAUCAUCAGAACCAUCAAUGAGAUGCAAACAUGAAAGACAAGAGGAAGAAGAAGGACCGCACCUGGGCCGAGGCUGCCCGCCUGGCACUAGAAAAACACCCCAACUCACCAAUGACAGCAAAGCAGAUAUUGGAAGUCAUUCAGAAAGAAGGAUUAAAAGAAACAAGUGGAACUUCUCCAUUAGCCUGUCUGAAUGCAAUGCUUCACACUAACACUCGAAUAGGGGAUGGAACAUUCUUCAAAAUCCCUGGAAAGUCAGGCCUCUAUGCUCUUAAAAAAGAGGAGUCGCCAUGCCCAGCUGAUGGCACACUGGAUUUAGGCUGCGAGUCUGAAUUGGAUGGCGCAGACAUGGCGGAGGCCAGUGCCCGUGGAGAAGGAAAUGGAGUUUGUGCGAAGCAGGUAACUGAUGAAGCAUCUUCCACUCGAGAUUCAAGCCUUGCUAACACAGCGGUGCAAAGCAAGUUAGUGUCUUCCUUUCAGCAACACACCAAAAAGGCUCUGAAACAGGCUUUGAGGCAGCAGCAGAAAAGAAGAAAUGGAGUCUCAAUGAUGGUAAACAAGACUGUUCCUCGCGUUGUUUUGACACCAUUAAAGGUGUCUGAUGAGCAGUCGGAUUCGCCUUCAGGAUCCGAAUCUAAAAAUGGUGAAGCAGACAGUUCAGAUAAAGAAAUGAAACAUGGGCAAAAAUCUCCCACUGGAAAACAAACAAGUCAGCACUUAAAACGAUUAAAAAAGUCUGGUUUAGGACACUUGAAAUGGACCAAAGCUGAGGACAUUGACAUAGAGACCCCAGGAUCCAUUCUUGUCAACACUAACUUGAGGGCAUUAAUAAAUAAACACACGUUUGCUUCCUUACCUCAGCAUUUCCAACAAUACCUCCUGCUUUUGCUCCCGGAAGUGGAUAGGCAGAUGGGAAGUGAUGGAAUUUUACGUCUCAGUACUUCAGCUCUAAAUAACGAAUUCUUUGCAUAUGCAGCACAAGGGUGGAAACAGCGCCUGGCAGAAGGAGAGUUUACUCCAGAAAUGCAAUUGCGGAUAAGGCAAGAAAUUGAGAAGGAAAAGAAAACAGAACCUUGGAAAGAAAAAUUCUUUGAAAGGUUUUAUGGAGAAAAGUUGGGCAUGUCUAGAGAGGAAUCCACAAAGCUCACUGCUGGACCAAGCAAUGACGGAGCUGAAAGCAGUUCUUCAUGUGGGACCUCUAGUCUUCCAGGUCUUUCUUCACAGAGUCCCUUAGAAGAACAACAGCCCCAAAGCGCGAAAAGUCCAUCUUCUCCAGAACCUGAUUUCUGUGCUGCGCUCUGCCCUAUGGUCGAAGUAGGUAAAGAUGUCAUGGGAGAAUCAGAAUCAGAGGAUAUCUUGAUCCCUGAAGAAUCUGUGAUUCAGGAGGAAAUUGCAGAAGAGGUAGAGACUAGUAUCUGUGAAUGUCAGGAUGAAAAUCAUAAGACAAUACCUGAAUUUUCUGAGGAGUCUGAAAUUCCAGCCAGUGCCCAUGAAGAGCCCCAAAUAGCACUUCCUGAAGAUAACUUGGAAUCUUGUGUUAUAAUGAAUGACGUUCUAGAAACGCUCCCUCACAUUGAAGUUAAGGUGGAAGAGAAAUCAGAAUCUCCCCAGGAAGAAAUGUCAGUUGUUAUUGAUCAACUGGAAGUCUGUGACUCUCUCGUGCCUGCCACUUCAUCUGCGACUCAUGUCAAUGACACAGAACACAAGGAGCCAGAAACUGCAAUAGAGACCAAUACUCCAAAAAUGAAAACAGGGUCAUCUUCUCUAGAAGGCCAAUUUCCAAAUGAAGGAGUUGCUGUUGAUAUGGAGCUACAGAGCGAUCCUGAUGAACAGCUUUCUGAAAAUGCGUGCAUCUCUGAAACUUCCUUUUCUUCUGAGAGCCCAGGGGGAGCCUGUACCAGCAUGCCAUCCCCAGGAGGGGAAACCCAAUCCACUUCAGAAGAAUCAUGUACUCCAGCAUCCCUUGAGACAACAUUUUGUUCUGAGGUGUCCAGCACUGAGAAUGCAGACAAAUAUAAUCAGAGAAAUCCCACUGAUGAAACCCUUCAUGCAUCUCUGAUGUCAGAAAUAUCUCCAAUAUCCACGUCCCCUGAAAUAUCAGAAGCAUCACUCAUGUCCAAUUUACCUUUCACCUCUGAGGCAUCCCCAGUAUCAAAUUUGCCUUUAACAUCAGAAGCAUCACCCAUGUCUGAUUUACCUCUGACAUCAGAAACUUCCUCAGUGUCUUCCGUGCUUCUCACAUCUGAGACCACUUUGACAUCCAGUCUGCCACUUCCUUCGGAAACAUCUCCAAUGUCUAAUUCCUCCACGAAUGAAAGAAUGGUGCAUCAACAAAGAAAGUCACCUUCCGUAUCUGAAGAACCUCUUUCCCCACAGAAAGAUGAAGGUUCUGCCCUUGCGAAGCCCCUGGGAGAGAGCCUUCUCUCUCUACAGAAGACUCUAUCAAAUGCUCCCGAACCCAUCAAAAUGGAUUCUGCUUCCCUUGCUCCUGAGGCAUUUUCAUCUGAGCAGCUACACGAUAAGACCCUGACUCAGCAGCCUUGUAAAUCGCACGUUGAAACAGACAAGCCCUGUGCUGUUUCCAUUCCAGAACUUCCUUCUGCAGAAAUCACAAAAGUUAAAAAUCAGAAUGUCCUGCAAAGAACAGAAAAGAAAGGGGUAUCUUCACCAUUGGAAUUACCUGUCUUUUCUGAAGAGACAGAGAGUCAAGGAAACGAGCCGCCAUCUGCCAAAUUACAGGACAAGCAGCAGUUUGCCUCACCAGUGGAGAAGGCUUCAUUUCCAGAAGGCCCCAGAAGUAAAACACAUAAACAAGGGAUCUCACAGAAUCGGUUGGAGACCCCGUAUACUUCCAAGUUGACAGAGCCUUCCAAGUCACCUGAUGGCGUAAGAAGUGAAAGUAGAGAAUCUGAGAUAUCAAAGAGGAAAACCGCAGAGCAGCACAGCUUUGGCAUCUGUAAGGAAAAGAGGGCGAGGAUCGAAGACGACCAGUCAACUCGGAACAUAUCCUCGAGCAGCCCACCCGAGAAGGAGCAGCCGCCAAGAGAGGAACCCAGGGUUCCCCCUCUCAAGAUCCAGCUUUCCAAAAUCGGGCCACCUUUCAUCAUCAAGAGCCAACCAGUCUCCAAACCAGAGUCUCGAGCCUCCCCGAGCACGUCCGUCAGUGGUGGGAGGAACACGGGAGCCAGGACCCUUGCAGACAUCAAGGCUCGAGCACAACAAGCAAGGGCCCAGCGAGAGGCGGCGGCGGCGGCUGCUGUGGCCGCCGCAGCGAGCAUCGUCUCUGGAGCCAUGGGGAGCCCCGGAGAGGGUGGAAAGGCGAGAACCUUGGCACAUAUCAAAGAGCAGACAAAGGCGAAACUCUUCGCAAAGCAUCAAGCCCGAGCCCACCUCUUCCAGAAUGCUAAGGAGUCCCGGUUGCCUCCACUUGGCUCCAAGGAAGGCUCUCCAAGCUUGGAAGUUCUUUCUACCCCUGAAACAAAAAUGGAAGGUUCAACCGGUGUCAUUAUUGUCAAUCCAAACUGCAGAUCUCCCAGCAACAAGUCUGCGCACCUCCGGGAGACCACCACUGUAUUACAGCCGUCUCUGAACCCAGCUAAACUUCCAGAAACUGCCACUGACUUAUCUGUGCAUAGUUCUGAUGAAAAUGUACCCGUGUCCCAUUUAUCUGAGAAAAUUGUCUCAUCUACCUCUUCUGAUAAUAGCAGUGUGCCCAUGCUUUUUAGUAAAAAUUCUGUCCCUGUGUCUGUUUGCAGCACUGCUAUGGUGGGAGCAAUUAAAGAACAUCCCUUUGUGAGUUCUGUUGACAAAUCUUCUGUUCUAAUGUCUGUUGAUAGUACAAACACUACAAUUCCUGCUUGUAAUAUAAGCAUGUUGAAAACCAUCCAGGGAACUGACACUCCAUGCAUAGCCAUUAUACCAAAAUGUGUUGAAAACACCACCAUUCCCGCCACUACCGAGGGCACCAGCAUAUCAAGCUCCAUGGACGACAAGCAGUUGCUCAUAUCCAGCAGCAGUGCUGGUAACUUGGUCUCCAGUCAGUACACCUCUGUGCCAACUCCCUCCAUUGCAAAUAACUUGCCAAACCAUCUCUCCACUAGUUCUGUCUUGAUUCCCCCAACGGGAAUUAACACCAGAUUUCCUCCUGAGAAGAUAGCCAUGCCUGGGAGUGAAGAUCAGGCCACCGUGUCCAUGGGGACCACUGUGAGAGCAGCCCUCAGCUGCAGGGAUUCAGUAGCCGUCACAGACACUCUGGUUGCACGCCCACCCGUCGCAAUGUUUACUGGAAGCAUGCUGACAAUAAACUCUUACGAUAGUCCUCCCAAGUUAAGUGCUGAAAGCUUGGACAAAACUUCAGGGCCUCGAAACAGGGCAGACAAUUCUGGGAAACCUCAGCAACCUUCGGGGGGCUUUGCACCAGCAGCCAUAAACAGAUCAAUUCCUUGUAAAGUCAUCGUUGACCACAGCACCACACUGACCUCCACUCUGUCUCUGACUGUCUCCGUUGAAAGUGCAGAAGCCAGCUUGGACAUCCAGAGCAGGUCGGUGAGGACAGAAGCAGCCAUACAGCCCAUGGCAUGUCCUCAAGUGUCUGUUAUUAGCAGGCCCGAGGCGGUUGCAAACGAAAGCCUAGAUCACGGUUCUAGUUUUAUUGCUGCUUCUGCAGUAAAACAAGACUGUAAAACAGUGCAGGCCCCCUGUACCAGUCUCCGAGAAGUACCCCUGGUUGUUCCAGAUAAAUUAAAUGAGGUCACUGCUCCUACUAAGAGCUUUGCUGAGCAGGCACGUGGCCCGGCCACUUUCAAAAGUGAAGCAGACACAACCUGUAGCAAUCAGUAUAACCCAGGCAGCCGGAUUUGCUGGAAUGACGAGGGCAUGAGGAGCACCGUCCAGCCUCUGGUUAGUCACUCGGGUUCAAGUAAACAGAAAGAGUAUCUAGAGCAGAGCUGUCCGAAGGCUGUCAAAACGGAACAUGCCAGCUACUCACAUAUGUCAGAACUUCACCCCAGGAAUCUCAUAACCAGUGUCACUCUCCCCGUGAAAUCCGAACCUCAUGAAGUGGACAAGGUCUUUAGAAUGGACACUGAGGACUUCCCUGGCCCUGAGCUGCCACCCCCAGCCACAGAGGCAGCCCCUAGUGUGCCACAGACGCAGAACGUGAAGGUCCCCACCUCUGCUCCCAUGGAAGAGGUGAUUUCCUUGGCCACAGACACCCUAAAAAGAGUUCCCAACGCAGGGAGCUCAAGCUGUCGUCUGUCAUCAGUGGAGGCGAACAAUCCCCUGGUGACACAGUUACUACAGGGCAACCUGCCUUUGGAAAAAGUGUUGCCGCAGCCCAGAUUAGGAGCCAAGCUCGAAAUUAACAGGCUUCCUCUGCCUCUUCAAACUACCUCAGUGGGUAAAACAGCACCAGAGAGGAACGUUGUUGAGAUGCCGUCCAGUUCUCCAAACCCAGAUGGGAAGGGCUACUUAGCGGGGACCCUUGCACCCCUCCAAAUGCGAAAGCGGGAAAACCACCCCAAAAAGAGAGUGGCCAGGACUGUGGGGGAACACACUCAAGUGAAAUGUGAGCCGGGGAGAUUGUUGGUGGAACCAGAUGUUAAAGGCGUGCCUUGUGUCCUCAACUCGGGCCUGAAUCAGCUAGGACACAGCCAGGCCUUUAAGCAAGAGUGGCUGAGCAAACACGCCAUGCAGAACAGGAUCGUCCACAGCCCUGAGGUCAAACAGCAGAAGCGGCUGCUCCCCUCCUGCAGCUUCCAGCAGAACCUGUUUCACGUGGACAAGAACGGUGGCUUCCAUCCCGACGCUGGUACCUCACACAGACAGCAGUUUUACCAAAUGCCAAUGGCGACCAGGGGCCCCCUUCCCACUGCGGCUCUGCUACAGGCCUCUGCCAAGGCCCCAGUGGGUUGCAACGCGUUUGCCUUCAAUAGGCAUCUUGAACAAAAGGGACUGGGAGAGGUGGGCGUUUCUUCAGCACCUCACCAGCUAAGGUUAGCCAACAUGUUAUCCCCCAACAUGCCCAUCAAAGAAGGCGAUGACGUAGGAGGGGCUGGGCACGCAAUGCCAAACAAAGCGCUAGUGCACCCCCCGCCGCCCCCGCCGCCGCCCCCACCACCCUUGGCUUUGCCCCCGCCGCCCCCGCCCCCACCUCCGCUACCUCCACCUCUUCCUAACGCAGAAGUCCCAGCCGAUCAAAAACAACCUCCAGUUACCAUGGAAACCACUAAGAGACUUAGUUGGCCACAGUCCACGGGCAUAUGUAGCAAUAUAAAGUCGGAACCUAUUUCUUUUGAGGAAGGUUUAGGCAGCAGCUGUGAACUGGGCAUGAAACAAGUUUCCUAUGACCAGAAUGAAAUGAAAGAACAGCUAAAAGCAUUUGCGCUAAAAAAUGCAGAUUUCUCUUCCUAUUUGCUUUCUGAGCCACAAAAGCCUUUUACCCAAUUAGCUGCUCAGAAAAUGCAGGUGCAGCAACAACAGCAGCUCUGUGGAAACUAUCCAACAAUACACUUUGGUAGCACGAGCUUCAAAAGGGCAGCCUCUGCCAUUGAAAAGUCCAUUGGGAUUUUGGGAAGCGGCUCCAACCCGGCCACGGGCCUGCCUGGUCAGAAUGCUCCGAUGCCCGUGCAGAACUUCGCCGACAGCAGCAACGCGGAUGAAUUGGAACUGAAAUGCUCUUGCCGGCUGAAAGCCAUGAUUGUGUGCAAAGGCUGCGGGGCCUUCUGCCAUGACGACUGCAUAGGUCCCUCAAAACUCUGUGUGGCUUGCCUGGUGGUGCGGUAAGAGCUGAGUGAAAGAUGCAGUAUCCCUUUUCAACACCGAAAAGCCAAGCGGCGCCAGCAGCAACCAAUUGAAUAACUCAGUGCUUUAUAUUGUGCUAAUUUAUUUUGCUUUGGAACCGAUCAUCUUUUCUCCACGCGAUUAUUAAUUUCUUGUGUUUCUCGGAAAGGGGGGAUCGCCUCCCCUCCGAUUUGCUCAGCAGCAUGGUUUUUACACAUUUAGUUGGCAUUCCCAACUUUGGAAAAUUUCUAUCCAUGUGUGUACAAGGUCACUACCCCAUCAGGUGAUUUUUACAAAUUCAGGUGUGGAUAGGGAAAGGACAUUUUAAAUUACUUAAUACUAACCAGAAAAACAGAUGUAGAAAGAGAACGGUAAAAGUGAUUUAAGGUGGGUUAUGCAUUCUUUUGCAGAUUAACCAUUACAAGCAAGAGUUUUCACAGUUGAGUUUGCUGGAGCUGCCUUUACCCCAGUGAUUGAAUCAUGUUUGGAAAGGGGAAUCUGAUUUAAAUGUUUGAUUCCUUGUAUUUACUCAUAUCACAAAAGAUACAUUAAAGGAGGUAUGCCAUUAAUGAACUCCACUGUCCUUAUUCUCUCUCCUCCCUUUUUAUUCUUUUCAGAGACUGUGGCAGAAUAUCUGCAUCAGCCUUGGACAUUGUACACAGGUUGUAACGAAAUGUGUCUUAGGCUGGAAAUUACAGUGUGGGCCUCAUGCCCAGUAACCUGGUUUGAGCCCUUUGACACCUGAUACUGUAGGAUCAGUUGGCCAACAGAGAGCAGUAGGCCCAGAGGAUUUCAGAGUUUUAUGUGUGGCCUUUAAGAGCAACUAUUAAAAAAAAAAAAAAAGCCCUAAUGUUAAAACAAGAAAAAUACUGUGUAUGCAAACAUUUAAAUGUGUUGAUACUGUAAAUAUUGGUCCAUUCCCUUGAAUACAAUUACUAGAUAUUAAAGUUUGGGAGGAAAUCACCGUAGACCUUUAUUGAUGACACUGGCGCACUCUGGCUUCCAGGUGUACAGAGGUUGGCCGCCUCUAAAGUAUCAUUGAUGAUAAAAGGAACUACAGAAGGCUGAAAUGUUGACAUUUUUCUGAACAAGUGUUUCCUCAUAAUUCACAAUCUAUAUAAUUCUAUUUUACUCUGAACCAGCCCUUAUUUUAAAUAUUGUUCUGGGCAUUGCAUGUUUUGUUUUCUUUCCCCUCAGGUGAACUCAGUACAUUCUGCAUAUUUGGGGGAGUGGAACUGCUUUUGAAAAAGGGAUACUGCAUCUUACAAAUAUCGUCAGUGUUUAUCCAGUCAACUCUGAGUGUUAAGUGAGCAACAUUCCAUGUACUUGCCAGAGAUCGGCUUUAGUUCAGGAGGCUCUGUUCCCUAAAGCAAGUUCAAAAGCACAUGCACAUUGUGGGAAGAUGAAAGACGACAAAAACCAUGCCAUUUAACUUCCGGUUACAGAGCACAAAAUGUGGAGUGCCAUUAACCCAUUGAUUGAGGCUGUAGAAUUAAAAACAAAAACAAAACAAAACAUGGGGGAAAAUAUCAUCUUUUCCAUGAUGAGAAUGACAGAUAUUUUCACAUGAGAUCGUCCUAAUCAAUGUAAACCUUUGACAUUCCCUUAAAAUACGUCUUAAAGAUUAACUGGAAUGAACAGAAAUUACAUUACAUUCUGAAAAAGAAAAAAACAAAACAAAACAAAACACUUGUGUUUGUUUGUUUGUUUUUAUAUAGUAAUCAACUAUGGUAUAUGUUUUUACCCCCUCCAUAUUUAUUAUUGUGAUGUUGCCAAAUUUUGUUAGGUAACAGAUGUCAUUUUUAUUAACAAAUUGCUGAUAGUGAAAGAUACAUUAUCUUAAAAAGCAAGAAAAAGCAAAGAAGGGCCCGCCUCUGUGGCUGCAAUUUGGUGCUUUAGUACUGUCACUCUGUGUCACAUUAACAUUAACAAACUUAACUCACAACUGAGAAAAAUAGCAAUGCACUUAACCAGCCCUUCCCAAGGAAUGCAGUGUGAGUCCCGGCGGAUCCUUGCUUCACUCUGCUCCACGUUGUGUUUAGGUGGCAUCCUCGUCCAUGGUGUCUCGGUGGUGUGCUUGGCUCUGAUGUCAUCUUGGUUCAGAAGAUCAUGCUGUCAUCUCACAGAGGGGCAUCCCUAAAUAUAGACACUUGCAUGCCAACUCCUUCUAAAUUCAGCUGCUGCUCUACGUGUCAGAUGCUGUCUACACCAGCAGAUUCAAAACUAUCCUAUCAGUAACUGACACGGUGUUGAAAGAAACUCCAGUCUACAAAACCUUUGCACUCUGUAUGUGAGGUACAAUUGAGGCUGAUGUGACACUGAGCCCGUAUCAGUUCCAUCACUGUGGAACACUGCCUGCAAGUUGCUUACUGGGAAUAAAGAAAAGUGUCCUUCUGUAUGUUUGAUUUUUCACAUAAUAGAUUGGGAGAUCAAUUUUUGAUUGUCCAUGGAUUCUAGCCCCCCAGGUCCAAAGAUCAUAAGUUUUCUAUGCCCUUGCUGUUUUGUUGUUGUUGUUGGGGGUUUUUUUUGGUAUCAGUUUAAAUUCCUAAUAUUGACAUAUGGUUUUAGUAUCUUUGGGCUAAAAAAUAAUGGAAAGAAAGAAAAAAAUUCAGAAGUUAAAGGUGGGCCAGAUAUUUUACAAGUGUCCAUUUAAUAUAUAUACAAAAGCCAGUAUAUUUGGAUCAGGUGAGUAGGUUCUUGGUUUCCUGAUUCCCACAGGUGUCUGCCUAUGUGCAAAUGGAACAUGUUAUUUACUACAUGGUUAUUGUGGUGUAAUGUGCAAAUUUUAGUGUGUGCAUUAUCCUGAUUAUUGGACACUAUGCUAUCCUUAUCAGGAAUUUUUUUUUUUUUUUUAUCAGAAAGGAUGUAUUUCCAUAAGUAGCACUUUGGGAGCAGGGGAAGGAAGAAACCGCUAUUCCCUAAUCCCCCUCCUAUACGAUAUGCAUAUGCCUGAGGUGUACAAAGACAUUUAGGUAGUUGAUGGGCAUGUUAAUAAGAACCUUCUGAUGCAAAUUCAUUUUCAAAAUGAAAAUAAUGUCCUUCCCCCAAGUGAGAAUAGCAGAACUGUUGGUAAACUGGGCACCAUAGUUAUAAUAUUUCCCUGCUAAGGUCUAGUUUGAAAAAGAAAACUUGAAAAACCUAUGAGGUUGAGCCUGGUUGCUAUAUAGACUUUGUGGUGCUAUGUGUUUCUAGGAUGAGCUAUAGAAGGUUUAGUUGACUUCCAGACCUUGGAUAGUCUUACUCGUUCAAAAUAAACAUACAAAACAAGCCGAUGCAUUUCGUAAGGCAGUCAAGAGUGAGCACCCAUGAUGCUGCAGCCGGGUUUUCUUUACAAACACUCAUCAUUUUAAAUGAGGAAGUUACUGUGGCCUCUGUUCCUCCUUGGUCUGGUAAAGUCCUGGGUUACAGAAGCUGAAGCCAAGGUGAGGGUUGCAUCGUCUCUCUGGUGUCAAGGCCAAGCACCGUGCUAGCUGCCUGGUGGGAGUGAGCCAGCUGAACACAGAGCCCAGAGUCACUGUCCAUUUGUGUUUCUUGAGAACAAUGUGAAGAGUCCUAGCAAAGGAACUCAUCAGACUGUCAGGGGCCAAUGUAGCCAAAAUAUCACUGAAUAUAAAAAUCUUGUCUUCAGUCCUCAUGCUUUGUCACUGUAAAGCAAACAAAAAGCAUUUUUACGAUAAUUUAAAGGAGCUGCUUUUUUAUAGCACAUACUAUUUCGCUUUGUACUAUAUUUGAUAGUUGCAGAAUAAUUUAGACGGUAGGAAAACUUUGUUGUAUUUGUACUGUUCAUGAAUGUUUCAAAGAAAGUGCUUUACUUGGUUGCCAUAAUUUUCUUGUACUGCUGUAUUCCCCCCCACCCCCUGCUUCAUGGAAACCUAAUCUGAUUCAUAUUUUUCAGUACAAGUUUCUUUUUUAAAAUUUGUGUUUGUGUGUAUCUUUUUUUUUUUUUUUUUUGGUCAGUAUUCUGAAUGUUUACAUCUGUUUGACAUUAGCCAUUUAAUGCCUUUUUUUUUAAAGGCAGUAUUACUCUUACAGUGUAACAGGAAAAUGUGAAAUCGACCCAAACAUAACAUGCAUGACAAACACAGAUUGGGGGUGCAGGCCCUCAACAUACAUAGACAUUUUAUAUCAGCAUACAGAAAAGUAAAACCCUCCUUCAGUCCUCUACCAAAGAAUAUAUUACUCCCACAGGAAAAACUCGGCCAAGGUGUGUAAAAUCCUCAGAAGGGGGAGCAGUUGAUUCUGUGAGACUGCUACAAUUCAAAACUGUUAUGCUUGCUUUGAUACCUGAUGAAAUUCGACUGAGUGCAACAGCAUUUAAACAAUUUUUAGACAGUGUUUUGUUUAGAAUUCAGGGAUCAUGCAUUCUUUAAUGGUGCUGUUUGUUUUUUAUUUCUUCUUUUCUACAAAGAAAAAAAGUGUUGCCUACAAAAGUGACUGCUCACAAUACCAUAAGUUAAACAAAAUGUUUGUCUUUUCAUGUUUCUCUGUUUUUCCCUUUCUCGAAAUAACAAUUUGGGUUUCAAUAUUAAACUAUUCUGGCAAAAAUAAAGAAAUUAAACAU